Anthostomella pinea is the source of this 477-nucleotide messenger RNA. NCBI's taxonomy places the organism in Eukaryota, Fungi, Ascomycota, Sordariomycetes, Xylariales, Xylariaceae. The record is from the annotation of a GenBank genome assembly.
AUGGCUUCACCUCAAAGCCGCAUCACCGAAUUAGCGGCCACCGUUGCUACCCACACCGCUCGAAUCGACAGCUAUCUAGCCGAGCACAGUCUGCCGUUCCCAUCCUUCGAAAGCGAUGGCCCGAUCUCCCUGGGUCUACCCCGAGAGCUGGAAGAAUCUCGAAGCGCAGCGCUCCGGGCCAGUCAGGAACUCGAUGAUCUCCUCCAGGGACCGAGGGAUCUCAUUUUCAACCACCAUCACAACCAACUACUCUAUCUGAAGUUCAUCUCGCGCUUCGACCUUGGCAACAAAGUGCCGCUGGACGGCGAGAUCACGUAUACCGAGCUAGCGGACACCAUCGGCGUCGACCCCGGUGCGGUCCGUCGUAUCGUCCGCCUCGCCAUUGCCUAUCGCAUCUUCCGCGACCCCCGCCCCGGCGUCGUCGCCCACAGCGCGGCGUCGCGGCUACUCGCCGAGGACGGGCACAUAGCAGACUAG